This is a messenger RNA of Trichechus manatus latirostris (Florida manatee), 5548 nucleotides long. Its product is annotated as zinc finger protein 615-like. The coding region runs from base 436 to 2481 and encodes 681 amino acids. The record is from RefSeq and is a predicted model, not a curated record. Lineage: Eukaryota; Metazoa; Chordata; Mammalia; Sirenia; Trichechidae. Gene Ontology annotation, cellular component: nucleus. The transcript is spliced from 4 exons. Gene Ontology annotation, molecular function: DNA-binding transcription factor activity, RNA polymerase II-specific; RNA polymerase II transcription regulatory region sequence-specific DNA binding. Gene Ontology annotation, biological process: regulation of transcription by RNA polymerase II.
AACUUUGAAGGUAUGAAUUUGCAGUAAUGACACAGCAACGUCAAUUUUAGUUUUAAUGUAGAAUGCUGAUAUUUUAUAAUUUAAUACACAUUAUGUGAUUAUAAAUAACGAAAGUAAAAACCUAUCACUAACGUGGAGCACUGACUAAUGCAACAUACAGAUAUUUUGGAGCCUCGAUUUAAGGUGUUUACACAGCAACAGUGGGAUCAUCUGGACCCAGUGGGAAUGUACACUCAGAGUCCACUUUUUCUUCAGCCCACAGGUCAUGCCUUGCUAGAAACAAGAGGAAUCAAGUGAAGGAAGGAGGAGGAGAUUCCAAUACUUGGGUAUCAUCAAUUCUGUGUACUCCCUUGUCUGGAGACUGAGAUUUUUGAACAGACAUUCAGAGCUGAUCCAGAAGAGACAGUUAGCAACAUUUCCCAAAUUCAGAAGAAAAUGAUCCAAGCCCAGGACUCCCUGACAUUCAGCGACGUGGCUGUGGAGUUCACCUGGGAGGAGUGGCAGCUCCUGGAUCCUGCUCAGAAGGACCUGUACCGAGACGUGAUGUUGGAGAACUUUAGCAACCUGGUGACCGUGGGGUAUCAAGCUAGCAAACAAGAUGCACUCUCCAUGUUGGAACGAGGAGAAGAACUGUGGACAAUAGAAGAUGAAACCCACUGUCAGACUCAUUCAGAAAUUGGGAAAGUUAAUGAUCAUCUCCAGUGUCUCUUGCAAAAGCAAAGAAUUCAGAAGUGUAUGGAACAAUGCCAUAAACAUAAUGCAUUUGGAAAUAUUUUUAAUCAGAAAAAAAGUAAUUUUCCAUUAAAGCAACACCAUGAUAUGUUUGACUUGCAUGGAAAAACUUUAAAAUCAAAUUUAAGUUUAGAAGACCAGCACAGAAGUUGUGACCUGAAAAACUUUACUGAGUUUAAUGGAGAUGGACAGCCCUUUCUCCAAGAUAAGCACGAGCAAGUUUAUAGUGAUAAUACAUUCCCCAAAAGUCCAAAACCCAUCAGUAACAAGUCCCAGAUCAUUAACCAUCAGAGAACUGCCAAAAUAGUGAAUGCCCAUGUAUGCAGUGAAUGUGGCAAAGCCUUCAUCAAGAAGUCUCAGUUCAUUGAUCAUCAGAUGGUUCAUACAGGAGAGAAACCUCAUAGAUGCAGUAUGUGUGGGAAAGCAUUCUCCAGAAAAUACAGGCUGAUUGAACAUCAGAGAACUCAUGCAGGGCUGAAACACUAUGAAUGCACUGAAUGUGACAAAAUCUUCCUCAAGAAAUCACAACUAAAUAUACAUCAGAAAGUUCAUAUGGUAGAGAAACCAUAUAUAUGCAAUGAAUGUGGGAGAGCCUUCAGCAAGAAGUGUUUGCUCAUUUAUCAUCAGCGAACUCAUACAGGAGAGAAACCUCAUGGGUGCAAUCUAUGUGGAAAAGCUUUCUGUACAAAGUCCAGUCUUACUACUCAUCAGAAAACUCAUACAGGAGAGAAGCCCUAUAUAUGCAGUGAAUGUGGAAAAGGCUACAUGGAGAAGAGGCGUCUUAUUGCACACCAUCUAACUCAUACUGGAGAGAAACCCUUUAUAUGCAAUGAAUGUGGUAAACGAUUCACUUUGAAGAACAGUCUUAUCGCACAUCAGCAAACUCAUACAGAAGAGAAAUCAUAUAUAUGCAGUGAAUGUGGAAAAGGCUUCUCCAUGAAGCACUGUCUCAUCAGACAUCAGCGAAUUCAUACUGGAGAGAAACCCUAUAUAUGCACUGAGUGUGGAAAAGGCUUCCCCCUGAGAAGCCCUCUCAUUAGACAUCAGCGAACACACACAGGAGAGAAACCCUAUGUAUGCAAUGAAUGUGGAAAAGGCUUCACCAUGAAGAUUGAUCUCAUCAUACAUCAGCGUAUUCAUACCGCAGAGAAACCAUAUAUGUGCAAUGAUUGUGGAAAAGGCUUUACCGUGAAGAGCCGUCUCAUUGAACAUCAGCGAACUCAUACAGGUGAGAAACCUUAUUUAUGCAGUGAAUGUGGAAAAGGCUUCUCAGCAAAGAUCCGGCUGAUUGGACAUCAACGAACUCAUACAGGAGAGAAGCCGUAUAUAUGCAAUGAAUGUGGAAAAUGCUUCACUGAGAGGAGCCAUCUCAAUGUACAUCGGCGCACUCAUACUGGAGAGAAACCCUAUGUAUGCAAUGAGUGUGGGAAAGCCUUAAGUGGGAAAAGUGUGCUCAUCGCACAUCAGCGAACUCAUACUGGAGAGAAACCUUAUGUAUGCAAUGAAUGUGGAAAAGGCUUUGCUAGGAAAAGUAAUCUUGUCGAUCAUCAGCGAUCUCAUACAGGGGAAAAAUCUUACAUAUGCGGUGAAUGUGGAAAAAGCUUUUCUGUGAAGCGUACUCUCAUUAUACAUCAGCAAACUCAUAUUGCAGAGAAAUCGUAUAUAUACAAUGAAUUUGAACAGGCUUCUAAACAAAACGCACUCUCAUUGUACAUAAGCGAACUUAUACUGAAGAGAAAUCCUAUGUGAUAGUUAAAUUUUAUGUGUCGACUAGGCUAUGUUUCCCAGUUGGUUGGUCAGACACCACUCUAGUUGCUGUCAUAGAAUAGUUACCUAUGAUUAAAUCAGUUGGCCUUGGAUAGAGCAGAUUACCUUCCAUAAUGUAAUGUAGUUUAAUCACCCUCCAAAAUGCAUUGUCAUUUAAUAUGGUCAAGUCAUUUGAGGUCAUAUCAGUGUAGGGUGGAUCUUAGAGCUAAUGACUUACGAGUUAUGAGAAGACGAGUAGAGACAGGGACACAUACACACGGGAAGACAACAUGUGGGGAUCAUCUACAAGCAAACGAACACCAAGGAUUUUUGGCAGACACCAGAAACUAGGAGAAAGGCUCACAGACAGAAUUGACAUGGCUGAGACCCUGAUUUUAGCCUCCAGAACUGAGAAAAUAGAUUUCUGUUUUUCAAAGCCAACCACUUGUAUUAACUGUAAUGGCAGCACUAGGAAACAAAGGCACCCUAUGAAUGCAGCCAGAAGCUAUGUCUCAAACAACAUGAGAGAUGUUAUAUAGGAAAGACUCCGUUUGUAUGUACUGAGUGUGGAAAAUCCUAUUCGCACAAAUAUGAUCUCAUUACUGAUGGAGAAUUCACACAGAAGAGAAACCAUAGGAGUGCAGUGAAUGUGGGAAGGUCUUCACCACAGAGUAAGUGUACAUCAAAGAACUCACACAGGUGAGAGACCAUAUGGAUACAGCGAUUGUGAGAAGGCUUUCUCCCACUUGUCAAUCCUUGUUAAACAUAAGAGAAUGCACACAAGAGAAAUGUGCAGAUUCAGUCAAGUUUGAAGUUCCUUUAACAGAGUCAAAGCUCAUUACAAACAAGGGGUCUCAUGCAGAAGACAAACCCUAUGAAUAUGAUGACUGUUAAAUUAUCUCUGUACAACUCAGGCCUCUUUAUACAUCAGUGGGUUUCCAGCAGAUUGGAAUGUAAUCAGUAUGAGACAGCCUCUUAUGAGAUGUGCACCGUCAGGAGAUUAAAGAAUUUCCCCAGAAGAGAAACCUUUUCAGUACAGUGAAUGUGGUAGUGCCUCUUGUGAUCAUUACCUCACAUUUUCUGUUAGUGAAAAACGUAGGAAAAAACUCUGAUCCGUUUAAUGUGGAAAUGCCUUGAGCAGAAAUUUUUAGUUCAUUAUUUGUCUGAAUAUAUAAUACAUAUUUAUACUGAGAUAAAUCUUAUAAAUGCAGAGACUAGUAAUUCUAAUUGUCUAUGAUAAUCACAGCUUCUAGCUGAUACAAAAAUAGUGGCCAUGAGAAAGCCUUUACCCAGAAAUAAAAUCUCAGUAAGUGUCAGAGAGCUUACAUUGGAAGAAAACUUUAAGAUGACAAUGAAUUUGGCAUUGGCAUUAUUUCAGUGAUAUAUUCUUAACAUCAUUUGUCAUAAAAAUCAUACAGAAAAACCUUUGAACAUGCUAAAUGUGAAGCACUGUUAGCAAAAUAUUAGAGAAGUCAUGAAGGAAUGAAGUCCAGUGAAAAUGAUAUUUGCAUGCUUUUUGUUACAAGACUCAUCAUCUUACACCUCACUGACUGUCUUGUUAUCCGACAUUUCACAUUUAUGACAAUAUCCAACUAUUUUGCACAUUAACAGCAUAUAUCUGACAGUAACAAACACGAAAGGUGUGAGGCGAGGGUAACACUGAAGGUGAAGGUUAUGUGUCAACUUGGCUGGGCCAUGAUUCUCAGUGGUUUAGCUGUUAUGUAAUGAUGUAGUCAUCCUCUGUUUUGUGAUCUGAUGUGGUCCUCUAGUUUCACAAUGCCAGUUUCUCAUAAGGACCUAGUCUUUGGAACCUAACCAUGUCGGUGAGAAGAGGAUGUAUAUCAAAUACACCCGAUGUGCAUUUUCAAACUCAGUAGUUUGAACUUUAUUCUUUGUUGCCUUGUUAAUGGUUCCAUAAUUUAAAAAAAGCAGACUGCUCUCCUCAUCACUAAUUUUUAUUCUUAUAUACAAGACAGGAGUGUCAAUGACUAUCCCAUAUUAUGUGAUUUGUUCUUAUAUUUCUUUGGCUUUAAGUUUGUGAAUUUAGCAUAUGAAGUACUUAAAAGGAAAUAAUAUUUUAAAUUUAUAAAUGUAACAAUGUACUCGGAAAUGCUUAACUAAGUUUAUAAUAUGAUCGAGUUUUCAAAACCACCUUCAAAGUUGUUAUGUCUAAUUUGAAAUAAUUUUAAGCUUGCACAAACUUGCAAAAAUAGUCCAGAGACUUUCCAAGUAUCCUUCACCCAGCUUCUUGCAGUGAAAGCAUCCUACAUAACCAUAUUGCAUUAUCAAAACCAGGAAAAUGACAAAGGUAGAAUGCUAUUAAUUAAAUCCUCAACCUUAUUUGGAUUUCAGUAGUUUUCAUACUUUUUUUUAGUGUUUAAUUCUAAGAAGUUUUAUUAAAUGUUUAGAUUUGUGUUACCACCACAACAAUCAGGAGAUAAAACUAUUUCAUCAACACAGACUCCCAUGUACUACCUUUUUAUACUCACACCCUCUCUCCAUUUGUAACCCUGGCAACCACCUAUCUGUUCUCCAUCAGUAUGGAAUAGUAUACAGUGACAAAAAGGGACAAGCUAUUGAUACAUGCCACAGCUAGGAUAAAUUUCAAAAUAAUUAUGCUGUGCCAAAGAAGCCAGACAGUAUAUACUGUAUGAUUCCAUUCAUACAUUACAAACUAUAGUGAAAGCAGAUCAGUUUAGUGAUUGCCAGGAGCUGGGUGGAGAGGGCAAUGGGGAAUUACUAGUUAAUGAGUAUAGUGUUUCUUUGGAUACGAUGAAAUGUUUUGGAGGUGAUGGCUAGAUGGAGGUGAUGGCUGCAUAAUAUUGUGUAUGUAAUAAGUUCCACUGAAUUACGUACUUUAAAAUGGUUAAUUUACAUUUUGAAAUUUUUAUCUUGUAAAAAUGGCAUGGUGGAGGCAUCUGAUCUAACUUCAUGAGUGGGAGGGAGAAUCAGCAUCAGCCCAAGGCUGAUUCCUGUGAAGCAGAGGUCAGACAUACCUCCUCUCUCCAACCUUUUCACCAGUUCUGACACCAGGUGUUCCUCUCACAGCACUCUGUAUUUCUCUGCUAGG